This is a messenger RNA of Aspergillus puulaauensis, 1806 nucleotides long. Its product is annotated as glycoside hydrolase family 13 protein. The record is from RefSeq and is a predicted model, not a curated record. The transcript has 3 exons. Gene Ontology annotation, biological process: oligosaccharide catabolic process. Lineage: Eukaryota; Fungi; Ascomycota; Eurotiomycetes; Eurotiales; Aspergillaceae. Bases 1 to 1806 code for a protein of 601 amino acids. Gene Ontology annotation, molecular function: alpha-amylase activity.
AUGGCCACCCCAGGCGAGCCCCUGUCAUCGCCUGUCAAUGCGGCCUGGUGGAAAGAGGCCUCGGUGUAUCAGAUCUACCCAGCUUCGUUCAAAGACUCCAAUGGCGAUGGAAUUGGAGAUAUUCCGGGCAUUAUUUCUGAACUUGACUAUCUGAAGGCUCUCGGGGUGGAUCUUGUUUGGCUCUCUCCUAUACUCCAGUCUCCGCAGGUGGACAUGGGUUAUGAUGUCUCUGACUAUUAUCAAAUUCACCCCCCAUAUGGCACAAUCAAAGAUGUGGACGACCUUAUCAAGGGAUUACAUGAACGGGGAAUGAGAUAUGUCAUGGAUCUCGUUGUAAACCAUACUUCGGAUCAGCACAAAUGGUUUAAAGAAUCUAGAUGCUCUCGGGACAAUGAGUUCAGAGACUGGUACAUAUGGAAGAAGCCUAAGUACGACGCAAAUGGAGUGCGCCAGCCGCCGAAUAACUGGAGAGCCUACUUUGGAGGAUCUGCGUGGCAGUACGAUGAGAAAACCGACGAAUAUUAUCUUCACCUGUUCGCGCCUGAGCAGCCCGACCUCAACUGGGAAAAUCCCAAAGUUCGCUCCGCCGUACACAGUAUCAUGAGGUUUUGGUUAAACAGAGGCGUCAGCGGUUUUCGCAUGGACGUGAUCAAUAUGGUCAGCAAGGACCAGAGCUUCCCAGACGCGCCCGUUACCGAUGCAAACUCCCAAUGGCAGCACGGGUCGAUGUACUACUGCUGUGGGCCACGUCUCCACGAAUACUUGCAAGAGCUGGGAAAGAUCCUGCAGGAAUAUGAUGCCUUUUCCGUCGGUGAGAUGCCCAACGUGUAUGAUCCAACAGAAUUUGGCAAGGCUGUCGGAUUCGACCGUGGCGAAUUAGCCAUGGCGUUUCAGUUCGAAAUCAUGGACAUUGACCACGGCCCUGAAGGCAAAUUCUCUCCUCACAAGUACAGAAUGUCGGACCUGAAGCAUAUUGUCUCCAAAUGGCAAGACUUCAUGUACCAUAAUGGAGGCUGGAACGCACUCUACCUGGAAAACCACGACCAGGGCAGGACGAUAUCGCGAUUCACCUCGGCGGGCCCAGAACACCGCGCCACCGCCGGCAAGAUGCUGGCCACCUUCCUGGGUCUCCAAACGGGUACUCCUUUUGUAUACCAGGGUCAGGAGAUCGGUCAGGUGAAUGUCCCAGAAACCUGGGGCAUUGGCAAAUUUAAGGACAUUGAGACUUUGAAUCAUUGGGACGAGGUGAUCGCGGCGCAUCCCAAUAACACCACACUCCACAAUGUGACAUUGCAGGAAUUCCGAGUAAAGUCCCGCGAUAAUGGACGCACUCCAAUGCAAUGGACCAAUGGUAAAUUCGCAGGGUUCACGACUGCGCCCAACGGUCCGUGGAUUGACGUUCAUCAUGACUAUGGAGACUGGAAUGCCGCUUCGCAGGUGGGAAACCCAGACAGUGUCUUCCAGUACUGGACAAAGGUCCUUGGCUUGCGAAAGGCACAUAAGCACCUCUUUGUAUAUGGCUCGUACAAACUGGUUGAUGAGAUGAAUGAUGAUCUAUUCACUUAUCUGCGAAUCUACGAAGGCCAGUCAGCUUUGGUGCUGGCCAACUUCACUGGCAAAGUGGUAAACUGGGUUGUUCCGGCGGACGCCAUUUCAAUCCUGGAGAAUGGGAUUAUACUGCUGGAAAACUACUCGCGUCGCCGCCCAGUGCUACCGGAUGGCACAGUGGCUGUAAAGCCAUUUGAGUCCUUCGUGGUGUUUCUGGAUGGCCGUGCCGGAGCUGGCGGGUAUGGUGGAAAACUUUGA